AUAACUCAACAGCUGGUGGUGCUAGUAAGGACUUAUGGAUAUCAUGUAUGGAGCCCCAAAACUGACAAAAAGUAGUUAAGGUUUAUCAGAGAAGUCAAAAAUAUAACUUAUUACAAUAAUGAAAAAUGCUAGUUAAAUAAUUUUAACCUCCAGCUACCACCAAUAAAUUGAUUGAACCUGAUUUAUUUUGCUGUUCUAGUUAGCUUUCACUUGGUCAUUAUAUUUUUCCACCUAUUUUGCCUUGUCUUCGGUCUUGGAACACAUUUAAUCAUUUAUCUUGUUUCAUUUAUCAUUUCCUGUUUUAAUGAAUUUUACUACCGGAUCAGAAGUAAUAGCAAAAACUGUUUGUUUUACAAACAAAUCUGAUUGGAAAUGUAGGAAAACUGUAAAGUUCUGUGUUUAUUUUUACACUUCAUAUAAAAUACUAUUAUUCAAAAUAUUAUUUAUUGAUGUAUUCAGUCAUAUUUUUGACUUCUCUGAUAACUUUUAUUUUGCCAAUAUUAGGACUUCAUAGUUAGGAAUUGCUGAAAUACUGAACUAAGCGUCAAAAAUCAUUUAGAGAUAGUGUAUGAACUUUUAACUAGUGUUGAAUGGUACGCUAUGAUAUAGUUGUAAGCAGAUGUAAGUGUUAUAUAAGAUAUUUGACACCCAUGGAUGAAGGCUGCUGUAUAAACACAGAAUGAACGGUAAUCUAGUAAAAUACAGUUGUAAUGAUAUGUCUUCACUGUGUUACCAGUAAAUUAAUCCUUAUGUUUGACAACGCCUAACCUUCAGACUGUCCUGCUUUUGUUCUGUUUCUUGGAAUCAUAAACAAAUUCAAAGAAUACAUUUUUCCAGUAAUAAAGAGUUUGCCGUUCGUUGCGCGGUCUUUCCACCAGGGGGCAGUUUAACACCAGAAAACAUUUGACAUCUCAGUUGAAGAAGAUUCCUGCUGACCAAUGAGGUUGCAGAUUAUUCUGGUCCUGACCAAUCGCGUGCCACGGUGGAUGGGCCGUGAUUAAAGAUGCAUUCGGUGAUGAGGGGGGCAUGUGGAGCCAACUGCUGGGACAGAUGAGUUUCUCGCAGAGUCCAAAGUUUGGGAGUCUUCCUGUAAACAUGAUCUCCGCAUCUUGCAUUUUGGCGCUCGGCUUGUUGUCGUGUGCUGUGCUGGGCAGAGAUCUCCAAGGUGGAGAAAAGCUGCCAGGUUUGAAGAGGCUGCAGAGGCAGUCUGGCGGGGAUGAAGAGCCACAUAGUUUAGAGAGGUCCGACCUCUCGAAACGUAGCACAGGACUGAAUGGACAGACAUGUACGGCUCUGCCUGGAGUAGAGUCAGCCCUGCAAGACAACACCCAUACGUUCACCUUCAAAGUGAGAACCAUGGGUUCACUGUCACUGGCCUGGGUGGGAGAUGGAUCAGGGGUGCUGCUGGUUUUGACAACAUUUCAGGUGCCGUUGUUCAUGAUGCGCUUCGGUCAGUCAAACCUUUACAGGAGUGAAGACUACGGGAAGACCUUCAAAGAUGUGACUUACCUGAUCAACCACACCUUCAUCCAGACUGAGUUCGGUAUCGCCAUCAGUCCUGACCACUCUGGGAAGGUGAUCCUGACAGGUGAUGUGUCAGAGAUGGGGGGGUUUCGACUGUUUCGCUCACAAGACUUUGGCCUCACCUUCGUUCCAACUGAUCUACCGUUUGAGCCCCUCAUUCAGAUGCUGUACAACCCUGGAGACUGCAACGCACUUAUGACGCUCAGCAUCACGUUGGAUCUGUGGCUGUCUGAGGACUUUGGCACCACCUGGAGGAAGAUCCAUGACAGUGUGUGUUUGGUCAGAUGGGGUCCAAAGAACAGCAUCUAUUUCACAACAAACUACAAUGGAUCAUGCAAUGAUAAAGGAAUGCUAGAGUUAAGGAAGACAGCAGACUAUGGUCGAAGUUUCCAGACCAUUGCAAGAAGAGUUUACUCCUUCGUGCUGGGGGGGAAAUUUGUCUUUGCUUCCAUCAUGACCGGCAGGGGUACAGAGCGUAUGAUCCACGUGUCAGUGGACGGAGGUGAGGUGUGGAACAUGGCUCAGCUUCCAAAAGUCAACCACGAGCAGUUUUACUCCAUCCUGGCAGCCAAUCAGGACAUGAUCUUCAUGCACGUGGAUGACCCUGGCGACUCUGGCUUUGGAACCAUCUAUGUCUCAGAUGACAGAGGAACCGUGUUCUCUAAGUCUCUGGAGCGCCAUCUGUACACAACCACGGGAAGUGACACUGAUUUCACUGCCAUUACUUCACUCAGGGGCGUCUACAUGACAAGUGCACUGACAGAGGAUGGGGCAGUGGAGACAGUGAUCACUUUUGACCAAGGAGCAAGGUGGCAGACGCUGCGCAGACCACAAAACAGCCACUGUGAUACCGAGACCUCUACUAACAGGCCAAACAGAUGCAGAUUUCACAUCCACGCCUCCUAUAGCACCACCAUGAAGAUGAAUGUCCCUAUGCUGCCGCUCUCACAGCCCAACGCAGUGGGCCUCAUUCUGGCCCAUGGCAGUGUUGGAGAUGCAGAGUCAGCUCUCUCCCCUGAUGUCUACGUGUCCGAUGACGGUGGCUACUCGUGGCUGUUUGCCCUCAGGGGCCCUCAUCACUAUGCUAUCCUGGAUUCUGGAGGCCUGCUGGUUGCUGUGGAGCACACCAACUCACCUGUCAACCAGAUCAAGUUUUCAACAGAUGAGGGGCAGUGCUGGCAUAUGUAUAACUUCACCAAUGAUCCGAUUCACUUCAGCGGUAUGGACAGUGAGCCUGGCUCUCGCUCCAUGAAUGUCAGCCUGUGGGGCUAUAGGAAUGACUUGAGUAAAUGGGUGGUGAUCACCAUAGACUUCAAGAAGCUCCUCACCAGAGACUGCACUGAAGGGGACUAUGUACAGUGGCUGGCUCACUCUGCAGACCCCAGUGGCUCUAAUGAUGGCUGUGUGCUGGGCUAUAAGGAGACCUUCUUGCGACUCAGGAGAGACUCUGUCUGUUGGAACGGGAGGGACUAUGGUGUCACUAAGAAGCUGUCUCCAUGUCCAUGUACAAUGGAUGAUUAUCACUGUGACUUUGGAUAUUACCGACCAGAGAACAGCUCGGAGUGUGAGGAGCAGGAGGAGAUGAAAGGCAGCCCUCUGGAGUUCUGUUUAAAUGGGACCACUGAACAGCUACAGACCAGUGGCUACCGGAAGAUUCCAGGAGACCAGUGUGAGGGAGGUUUCCAGCCAGAGAGGAAAGAGACUGACCUGGGGAGGAUGUGCACCAGCAACGCCCUUUAUCCAAAUUCUCUGACUGAAACCAGUUCACUGAAUGCUGCUGUCAUAGUGAUGGUCGUCAUAGCGCUCCUCCUGACGAGUGCUGUCGCAGGUGUUUGGCUGGUUAAGAAAUAUGUCUGCGGAGGAAGGUUCCUUGUGCACCGAUACUCUGUAAUGAGGGAACACGUCGAAGCUAAUAAGAUAGAGGGAGUGGAUGACAUUGACCCCCACUACAUGGAGACAGGAAAAGCACAGUACAAUGAAGAUUCAGAUCAGGACCUCUUAGAAUAAGGCUCCUUGAGACAAAAUUUAACACAGUCUUUCACGAUGCCUGGGCACUCCUGUUGCUCCCACAUGCUGAUUAACAUCUGCUUCUCACUUCUCGCUAUCCCCUGGUGGCUGGAGGACUCGGCAAGCAGCGGGGCAACUUCUCACAUUGCUUCCUCGUUACCAGUUGAGGCUCCCACAAAAAGGCGAAGCGGCGUUUUGGGAAGGGGUGGGGUGGGGUGGGGUGAAGAGGUAAACCCAGAAGAAAGCCCCUGGGUUCCCUAGAGAGCUUUUGUUGUUUCUGUCACAAAAAUUUCUGUAAAGGCCGUUGAGUCUGAAUUUGUUGCCCUGUAUGUUUCCUUUCACACUGACCUGAGAAGAGACAGGUUUUCAUAUUGUGAUGUGCUGAGAGGCUACGACGUGGAUAUAUAGGCUUACAGGAAAUUUCAUCAAGAGCUAGGGAACAGCCUAUCAACAGAGCACAGAAGAUUAUUGUCAGUAUUUUAGCUCAGAGAUUUUGUCUGCUGUCAGUUAAGUAGUUCUUGUACUCUGUAAAUUUACAUUUGCAUCAUACAGUCCAGUUGUGCAUGGCCGGCCAUUUUAACAUUCAUUUUGUCAGUUUCACCAGUCACUAAAAUUAGGCUAAGACAAUUAAUUAUUCUUGAGUUACUUUUCGUAAACUAGUUGUUUAGAAAUGUGCAGUUUCCUUUUUAAUAAAAACUACUACUACCCUCUUUAGUUAUUACAGGUCGUGAUCUGUGACUAAUGAUAUUUGAAUAGACGGUUUUUACAGGUAAAAACUGACCUGAUUUUUAAUAGAAUCCCAACCGGUGAUGCACAUUAGAUACAAACCUUUCAAAAUGCUAAUGGCAUCUUUAAAAAAAAAAAAAAAAAAAAAAAAAAGUAACAGUAAUAACAGUAAAGUAACAAUAGUAACUAUUUCAUAAAGACUAUUCUUUCUUAUUUCACAUCAUUUCAACUAUUAAAGGUUGGCAAUAAAUAAUAAUUACAAAUAUUUGAAUAGUCCAAUAUCUUCAUUCAUGUCAAUAUUUUAGUUUUUAUCAUUUAAUUAUUGUAAUUGUAACCACAGCAUAAAAUGAGUACAAAUACAAGCUAGUGACAAGUAGUGACUUUGCUUACUUAAGAAGAUCAGAACAACUUACAAGAAGAAGUGUUAGUGUAGUUUUUAGUGCUAAGUGAAACUUUUGGAAUAAAUGUUAGAAGAGCCUGCCAUUAUUGUGACUAUAUAAAAUGUAGACAGUUUUUUUUAUACAGUGCAGCUUCAUACAGCCAAUAUCUUCUAUUCCCCUUUAUGUAUGGUGAAAAUGAAAGACUUGAAUUAUUGCCAAAGCACUUUUAUUGUUUAGUUUUCUCAUUUUAGAGGUGAGGUUACAGAGGUGAAACUUAACCUUAUCCCAGCAUUAUAUCGAGUGUGACGGUAAUACUAAUGCAAACCCUUUACUUGAACUCUGAUAUUUUUGCUCGACUGGAUGCAUCAUUAUGUUGCUGUUUUGUUAUUUUUUGUUUUUAUUUGGCUGAUACAUCCCAUAUCAGCCAAUGCCAAUAUGCAUUCAUCUAAUGAUCUUAAUGCAGGUGCAGGUGUACUUAUCAAGUAAAGAACAUGCUGGCUUUUUGCUGAUAUGACAUUAGUAAAACAUGCAUAAAAUUGCAGUGCACAAUCAGGUAAAUACUAAUAAUAGAAACAUAUCCAGAAUUUUACUGAUACUGCUUUUUAAGGCUACUAUUUGCCAGUAUUUGUCAUUUUUCUCAUAUAUUGAUGCAACCAAAAUAAAUAAUCUCACAGAUGUUGCAAAAUAUCCACAAUAACAGAACAAACUCUUAGUGUAAUGUUUGUGGUGGCCACAAAGAACUUUAUUCUGUUCAUUGAAGUAGUUAUUACCCUUAUUAUUUCCCUUCAGAUAAGAUGUUGGCUGCUUACCAUUUCUGUUAUCUGCAGUGUAACUUUUGACAUCUGCAGGGCUUAUGGCCAAUGCUUGUGUUCUCCAGCAGAGGCAAUAAUAUCCCAGCAAAUAAGCUAUUGUAAUAAGCUGGCCUAAUGUAGAGGCAUAUUCUCAAGGACUGUUGGGUAGAUUCAGAUAUGAAAGCAAAUUUGCAUGCUUGAUGCUUCUUUAUUUACACAACUGUCAGUAAGAACAAACCCAGCUAUUAACUGGAUUCAAUGAUUUAUUUUUGCACUGUAUCCACAGAUCUGUGAAAAAGUUGCAUUUGUUCCUCCUUGUACAUCUAUUUUUUGUAAAAUACUAGGGCCAUGAGUUGUGAUCUUCAUUCCAUCUUGUUUUUUUUUUGACUGUUUACCAGGACACCAGAGAUGAGUAUCUCUGAAUUAAACGAUUCUGUAGCGCAGAUGUUUUAUAACAAUGUUUGCAUUUACUGAAUGAAUAACACUAUCUCUUUUACAUCA
This is a messenger RNA of Lates calcarifer (barramundi perch), 5929 nucleotides long. RefSeq names its product sortilin. Gene Ontology annotation, molecular function: protein binding. Gene Ontology annotation, biological process: Golgi to endosome transport; endocytosis; vesicle organization. The transcript is spliced from 20 exons. Gene Ontology annotation, cellular component: membrane; Golgi apparatus. The record is from RefSeq and is a predicted model, not a curated record. Bases 1027 to 3531 code for a protein of 834 amino acids. NCBI's taxonomy places the organism in Eukaryota, Metazoa, Chordata, Actinopteri, Centropomidae.